AUGCAUCAAGUAGGAAAGAAAAAUAACUCGGAAAAAGUUGUUCUUUUCAUUAUGUCUCUCCCUACUGACAAUUUCCUUGACGCAGUUCGCGUAUCAUCCAGAAAAUGUAUCGAAAAAAGUGCAGUCAAGAUAUCCGACGAAGGCAUACGUACUUUCCUUCAGAACCUCGACAAGCAUCAGUUUGAAGAGCUUGCAAUCGACUCUCCCAUGCGCAUGCCUCUCAAGUUCAAUUCAGUGGCAGAAGAAAUCAAUUUUGUCAGUUUUAUUGACUUAUUAAACUUUGGAAGCGGCUAUCGUGUACCUCUUCAUGAAUUGGCUGGUAGAGGUGCUUUCGAUACUAUCCGCUUUGGUGCCAUGUCUUUUCACAUCGGAGGGACACCUAUGACAGCCAAUAAAUUCAAAAAUAUCACAGCCUAUGAAGUAUCAGAGAUCUUCCAGAUCCCUAUUGAGCGUGAUGUUCAUCCUCCCAACAUGCCCUUUGUCACAAUGUCCGAACCGACUCCUCUUAAGCCAUUGGCGGUUGGAAUUGCUUCCGUUCUCAAUACUACUGGUGAAUUCCUCGAAAAGCAUCACUACAACGACAUGGCUAGUUUUAUAUUGGAUGUUACCAAGCCGCAGUCGAAUCAGAUGCCCUCUGCUUCCAGACUUGUAGAGCAUCUCGUAAGAGCGCUGCCGGGAUUGCAGGAUCUUUACACUAUCGACGGUGAAGAUGUAUACAUUUUUAAAAAGGCACAGAUCCUCACUUAUCACUUGUGGAUGUUCUUUAAGGAUCAGGAUCCUGAUCGAUUUGACUUUGCAGACAUUGAACGUUUGACAAUCUUUUCUGAUAAUGUGAUUCCUACUAUGCUAGAACAUCUAGGAAUCUUGGUUAUUCCUUCUGAAUGGAAGCAAGAUAUUGUAGAUAAUAAGGACAUUGGUGAAGAAAAGGCAACGAUUCUUCGAGCAGCUGCUAUUGUGGCAUGUGAUAAAAUUGUUCAACUGACACGGUCAUCAUCACCCAUUGGACAAAUCACAAACAUGAUUGAAGGUGACCUUGAUGUGUAUCUCUGGAGACUUGGAAAGGAAGGCGAAUAUCGAAAUAUUCCUCGGAUUGAGUGGAGGGACACAGUGAUGUUUUAGCUAGUCUUUAUUUAAAAUAUACAAUAAAAAUAUUUAUAUAAGCAUU
This is a messenger RNA of Phycomyces blakesleeanus NRRL 1555(-), 1165 nucleotides long. RefSeq lists its product as hypothetical. NCBI's taxonomy places the organism in Eukaryota, Fungi, Mucoromycota, Mucoromycetes, Mucorales, Phycomycetaceae. The transcript is spliced from 3 exons. Bases 1 to 1119 code for a protein of 372 amino acids. Gene Ontology annotation, biological process: tRNA modification. The record is from RefSeq and is a predicted model, not a curated record.